AUGCGUUUAAUUCUGCUGCUGGCCGCGGUUGCUCUGCUGAGUGUAGCCCAGGCGAAGUUUGUCAAAGUGGAAGUGCCGGUGCCGGUGCCGAUCCCGGUGCCAGAAAUCCAGCACAUCGAGAAGCGUGUGUCUACCGUGAAGGAAGUCAAGGUACCGUACAUCAAGGAGGUGCCGGAGGAGACGAUCGUAACGCACGUGAAGGAGGUACCGGUCGUGAAGGAGGUACAGGUGGUGAACGAAGUCAAAGUUUACCGCGAUGUGGAGGUUAUCAAGGAGGUACCGGUCGAGAAGGUGAUUCACCGUCGCGUCGAGGUACCGGUGGAGGUAGUGCGUGAGGUGGAACUGAUUCGCGAGGUCCCGGUCAUCAAAGAAAUCCAGCACGUGAAGGUGGUCAAGAUCAUCAAGGAGGUACCGGUGGAGGAAGUCAUUGAGAAGGAGCUCCCCGUGGCAGAACCGUUCCCGGUGACGGUACCCAUUCACGUGCCCGUCCCGGUUGUAGCACAAGAGCUACAUCUGACAAAGUUGAGCAAAUUGCAGCAUCUACAAAGUCUAACAAAGAACUUGCUAGGUUAA
Molecule: messenger RNA, 573 nt
Organism: Anopheles bellator
Lineage: Eukaryota; Metazoa; Arthropoda; Insecta; Diptera; Culicidae
Product: mantle protein-like
Exons: 2
Coding region: 1-573 (190 amino acids)
Source: RefSeq, a predicted model, not a curated record